AUGUCUGAAGUCGUUCAAACUAUCUUCAUUGUUUUGGUCAUCGUGCUUUUCGCCAUCGUAAUUGGUUGUUGUUGUCACAUAACUGCUCAGAAGCGAAGAGGAGAAAUCGCUGCGAGGCGAAGGACCACGCAACAAGGUGAAGUUCAACCUUCUGGUUAUACAAAUCAAAGCGAGACAGGUUCAAUUUUCAUCUUAAGACUGCGGGGAGCUAGUUCAACUUCAGACUCGACUAGAACUGGACAUCAACGGUCAUCGAGCGUGGCUGAAGAUGUUAGUCAGAAUCACGACGAAAGUCCAAGAAGCCCUGAUGCUAUCGCAGACAGUGGCCCACCACCGUACAUAGCGGUUUCAAACGAACCUCCGCCACCAAGCUAUGAGGAAGCCGUUAGGGUUUCCCAAGAGAAUUUAGCCAUGUGA
Messenger RNA from Pocillopora meandrina, 417 nucleotides. The record is from the annotation of a GenBank genome assembly. Lineage: Eukaryota; Metazoa; Cnidaria; Anthozoa; Scleractinia; Pocilloporidae.